AUGUCUUUCCUUCAUGGUGUUUUGCAUAACAUUCAGCCUAAAUUAGGCCAGCAUAAAGACUCUUUAAAUAGCGCACUUAGCGAACUUAAAAGCACAAAACUUAAUGGUAUUACUAAAUACAAGGCGGCGAUAGCCGCGGUGGCCGGUGGUGUACGUGCAUAUAAUGUGAAUGUUAGCAAAUCAAAUGAUGCUGUGAAAAGUGUUGUUACUACAUUGCAGAAACAAGUCGACGAGAGCUUCAAAAAAGCGGUGAGUUUUAUAUUGAAUGAUAAUGUUGUUUCAGGUAAGAAGGUAGAGCCUACUGAAAAGGACGUCACGGAGGCCGAAAGGCAAAUUAAUGAGAAACUUCAACAAUGCAAGAAAAAUGCUGAGACAUUCACUAAUAACUUAGACACUGAAAACAGUAAUAUAAAGGAAUCAAUCAACGACCUAAAUGCUAAAUUGAAAGAUAAGCUUGAGAGCGUGCGUAAGACAGUGCAGUAUGAGAGUGGUAGACUAGAGACCAUGCGUGUCCAACAUAAUAGUGAAUUCGAAAAAACGAAAAGUAAAAUUAGUGAUGCUCUUAGUGCUCUUCAGACGUGUGUAAAUAAUAAAAUUAGUGAAGAUGUGAAAAAGCUUCUGGAUGAGUUAACGAGAAGGGUCCAAGAGAUUUUGAAGGAGCUUCAGAGAAUUAGUAAGGAUUUGUCACAACGCAUUAACGAGUUGCAGGAAUGGAUUAGAAAGGCGGACGGAAUUGUUGACGAAGCCAUACAGGGGGCGUCGAAAAUUGCGGAUAAAAAUCAUGUUGGAUGGCUGAUGGAGGAUGAGAUUAAAAGAAUUGCGGAAGAGAUAGGACCGUGGAGUACUUGGCUUGACGGUUAUAUUCCGCAGCUUACUAAGGCUGCGGAACAAGUUAAAACGGCCGUUCAGCAGAUAGAUGUGCAGCUUAAAACGGAUUUGGGGAGGAUGGAAUGGAAGAUUUAUGAACCCGUCAGUACUAUUAAAAGCAAUUCGGAAGGGUUUUUGAAUAAGUUUAGAGCGACAAAAGGAGCGCUUGACACUGCGAUUGGGAAGGUAUUUAGCGAUAUGGAGAAGUUUAAGGAGCUAAAUGAUAUCGAAGAUCUGGCAGGUAAAAUGGAAUUCCUGAAAUCGCUUAAUGGGGAACCAUUUGGCGCACUCAUUAAAUAUUUUAAGCAGCUGGAAGAUAAAGUUAUGACGCCCGUGAAGGAAGUUAUGGCAGAAAUUGGAAAGGGCAUUAGACUUAUUGGUAGUGUCCAGCCCAAAGAUUUGGAUAAAGCAUUUGCGAGUCUUAAAUUAAAUAUUAGAAAGCAACUCCAAGAGGUCCAGAAGGUUCUGAAUGCGGCAGUUCCAUCGCCCGAUAUCCAGGGCAUUGCGAUUGUCGGAGUUGAUAUGAAAAACGUUACUAAACUUGAUCUCGCAAGGUACACAAAACACAUUCAAACUGUGAUCUCCAGAUUAAAUGGGAGUACAGAAGUCAUUACCAAAGAUGACAUCCGGUCCCUUCUCACCCACCUGGGCAGCGUUGCUCAGGACGUAACCAAACACUCCGAGCAAGUCGUCACGGCAGUCAUGCAAAAGAUCAGGGAGAAAGUAAAGGAGGAGGUAAAGAGUGUGGCGGAGGCUAUUAAAGAAAAAUUAGAGAAGAUAAAAGAUUGUGUAGAUAGUGUAAAGGAGUUCGACGUUGAUUACGGUGGUAAGAAACCAAACAAUAACGCCAAGGGCCUCAAAAUGUUGGUGAACACUUUCGAAAAUACCAUUAAGAAUGCGAUUGAUGGUCUUGCGGCUAGUGUUGGUAGUACUUUUAAGAAAACGCAAGAGAAUAUUGGUCAAGAAAUCGACGUCGAAGGGACCUUGACAUCUUACAAAGCGCACAAAACCAGCACGCUCGCGCCGGCCGUCGAUGCAAUCAAAGGUGAAGCAAACGUACUAGAAAAGGAUUCGACAAAAGAGAAGCGCAAAAGAUGGUCCGCCGAUAUUACGUCCAACCUCAGUAAACUGAUUGACGCGUUCAAAAAGGUCGGCACGUCUCUCAACGAGAAAGUAAAACAGCUUCAUACAAUGAUCGGCAAGAAAGAACAAGGCGUCACAGUUAACGACGGAACGCUCCAAAAAAUUUACGACCAACUGGCGAAACUGCAAAACGAGAUGGACCAGGGUCCCAUAAAAAACGCAGAUUAUUUAAUUAAAUACAUCGAUCAUCACAGCAAAGACAUCGUCGACCAACUCACAAGACAUGUCAAACAAGAAGUCAACUCCGCCCAAGCCAAACUCACCACCCACGCGCGCAGGCAGUACGUCGAGGCCCUCAAGUUCGCGCUCCAGCAGUUCGCCGAAAAGGUGACGGGGGAGCUCAGUGAGUUGCCGGGGCUGAUUGAGAACGACAAGCACAUCGGCCUGAAAGGCUUCAUGGAGGCCUUCUACGGCGCUAACUCCGGCGACAAUAUUAACAAGCUUGAAAAUCCCGUCGAUCUCCGGACUGUCUGCCACAGCUUCGAGAAAUUCCUCGGGCCCCUCAACACAUAUAUCAUCAGGGAAAUAGAUCGUCUCAAAGAGGAGGAACACAAGAAAAAUCCUUCACUGCAGAAAUCCCAAGACCCAUAUAGCAAACAACUUAAUAAAGUUUACUCCUCACUUAGCACGCUAAUUACACAUAUUUACACAAAAAAUAAAUAUGAUAAUGAAUUGCCCACUAAGCUCGCUGAACUCACUGCCACACUCUCCGACCUGAAACUAGACGGCUUCCCCAACCCGGUCACAGUAAUGCUGGGCGGCAUCUCCGGUGGCUGUCGGCAGUUGGUCGAAGUGCUUGGCGACGUGUACAUCUCCAGGUACGACGGAGCUGCGCCCGUUACUUGGAAAGGCAAAAAAGCCGAUGAAAUAUCACAGGAAGGCAAAAAUUGUGGCAAAGUAUUCCUUACUUCCGUGAUGACGCUUUUCAAUGAAUUGUAUCACUUGUUCAAUGAGUGCACUACGAAGUGGCAAAAGUGUAGUAUACAAGGUGGCAAAAAUGGAGAUGACUUGAGAAAAUAUUUGGAAAGUGCAGGUUACAAAAUUGAUAAUCUUAAUAAGCAAUACAGUGCAUUACGUGUCACCGGAAAAUUGUUUGACGGCUUCAAUGCAUAUGGUGAAUUUAAUAAAGUCCCCAGUGAUUUUGAUUCUCUCGAUGACUGCGUUGAAUAUUUCAGAAAACAUGAUGGCCCAGUUGCCAAAUUAUUUGAUUACCUUCAUAAAUACUUCACUGUUUCACACAUAUCCAUUCCGUCCUCCAGGCAUCCCUCUUCCGUGUACGACAUGCUUCGUUGGCUGACCGGCCUCACUCACAAUCCCGUCUAUCCACAAUUAUCACUUACCGGUUUUAGUGACCUGUUCGAGAAGCCGGAGAAGAAACCCGGCGACAGCGAGGGAGACGAUAUCGCUUUUGAUGUCGAAGACCCCGACACCCUGGAAGCCUAUCCGGAGAACGUUACAGCCUCGCAACUAUCCGACUCCCUUGCGGAGGUAUGUCACUAUUCCUACGAUGUGCUGAUUUCCUUCUUAGGCUACGGGCACGCAGACGGAAUAUAUGCCGUCGACUUUAAUACGAACCCAGAUAAAUUUUCCUAUCCCUCCAACCCCGGCGCUUGCAUUCAGUUACUCGCAGAAAUACUAAAUAGACUGUUCCAUCAAUUACGCUUCUUGUUUGAGCAGUGUUGCAAUGGUACAAGUCAUGGCGGCUGGGCCGAAUGCCAUUACGGCCAGGGUGUUGGCGGGUCAGCAUGGAAGUGUAACCAGUAUCAAUGUCCUGACCAAAUGUGUGACCAAAUGGUUACCCAAAAGUGUAAGCAACACCCUAAGUGCGGUGUCAAGUCGCCUUUACAAUCGUUCCUUGAAGAUGGGUUACCAGGCUUUCUACCGCACCCAUAUAGCAAGUCAAAUUGCAAGGUUUCCUGUGAUGCUCCAAAUCACAGAGGUGUUCCGUGCAAAACGCCAAUGGGCUUCGCAGACAUCAGUGUUACAGCGUCACGUAUGAGUAAGGGUUCCCGACUCUACCGUACGCUUAAAAUUUUCUGCGGCACUUCGGCUUCGCCUCUCACUAAACUGUGCUCCAAAUUAACAUGUGUCUUGAGCAGGCCGCCUCAGACGCUUGACGACAUGUUCGGAUUUUACCAGAAAUUCCUCUCUGAGUGGGCCAGCAGUGGUCCGCACAGAAGAGAUGCUUUUGAGGACGCAGUAAAUAGAGCAAAUUUCGAGCGUCCUUAUAAGCACCUAAAUGUUUCCUCUAUAUUCCACAGUACUCACUCAGUAAAAUCGAAAACGCAUACAACCGGUGACCUCAUCAGUCUCGUUUGCGGCUCUAAAACGGCGGCCACGUGCGGUCUCUAUUUGAACUCCAUAAGCAAUGAUAUCAGCGGCACAUUCUCUAAGAAACAUGCGGGCAGAUACCUUUCGUGGAUCGUAUACAUUACGGAAACCUUUUAUGAUCUGCUUAAGAAAUUAUAUGACGACUGCAGCAAAACAUGUGGAGGUGAUAAGGCAAGAUGCCGUAUCGCAAAGUGUCCACAAAACUGCAAUUUUAAUGACAAAUCGUCAACCGCAAAUCACGAUCCCUCGUGUAAAUCCAUUAUACAGUGCAGCACUACAUCAUCGGUUUUAUGCAAAUAUGGAUUCAUGUUGCUGGACCGCAAGAAGCUGAAUGGCACAGACGAAGUUAGAUACAGGAGAACGUGCAAUGAUUUUUGCAACGUGCUGGAAAAAGUACUAGAUGCGGAAUCUGUUCUUGUCAAACUAUUCGACGCUAUCGAUGAAUUUUUGAAAGAAAUUAGAUUCCCUUUCAUGUCAUUAUUAUUAUCCCUCUGGUCGCUGUCGCUCCUGUACCUGCUGCACAUCGCCGUCGUCCGCCUCGACGUCCUCAGGAUACGCUCCCACCUGAGAUCACCCGCAAGCCACCGCAUCGCCGCGCAGUCGCUACUCGCCGCCGCACGCGUCAAGGCACUCAACAACGUCAAGUACUUCUCACCAUAA
Babesia ovata is the source of this 5001-nucleotide messenger RNA. RefSeq lists its product as uncharacterized. Bases 1 to 5001 code for a protein of 1666 amino acids. The transcript has a single exon. Lineage: Eukaryota; Apicomplexa; Aconoidasida; Piroplasmida; Babesiidae. The record is from RefSeq and is a predicted model, not a curated record.